This is a messenger RNA of Cantharellus anzutake, 724 nucleotides long. RefSeq lists its product as uncharacterized. Lineage: Eukaryota; Fungi; Basidiomycota; Agaricomycetes; Cantharellales; Hydnaceae. The record is from RefSeq and is a predicted model, not a curated record. Bases 129 to 416 code for a protein of 95 amino acids. The transcript is spliced from 2 exons.
GAUUCGUAGAAGAGACGGGACGAUGGCAUCCCCCGCGUUAUUCAGGACGCCGACAAGCCGAACUCAUAAAGGCAGCCCGCCUUGCAGGGGUUGAAGCAUACCUUCCUCCAGGACCCAAAUCCACUCCGAUGUCCCCACCAUCUCCGAAAACACCCCUUCAGCGUGUAUUCGCAGCAUGUCCUAUCGAGUGGGUCGGGGAAGUGAAGCCUAUCCCUGAUAAGCCAAACGGGUUGUACGAAGGGAGAAGAUUUAUGUUUAAGGGCCACAAGUGGGAGAGAGAACUGCCUGCACGCGAACAAGCUCUGCAUGAUUUUAAGGUCGAACAUGAUCAGAAGAGACGCGCUAUUCUUGAUCGGAGGAAGCGGCUAGAACGGAAAGCAGAGGAGAAACGACGGGGAGCCGGGAUACUGUCGUGAAAUCAUUUAACGAGGACUGAGUUUAUGCGUCUGCCCUAAUCUACGUCCCCGGAGAUGUCUCCUAAGUCGCCAGCGCUUUUUUCAUCCUUUGUCUCUUCCCCUUUAUACUCCUCGGCUAUCUCAAAUGAUACACACCAGAAUACCUUUCCGGGACCUCUGCCGUCUUUGCCUCGCUCAACGCAAACAUAUUGCACGGCCUCCCAUCCCAGUGACUCAUUAAGUCAAAGUGAAUGCCUCCGGGGAAGCUCAAAGCCAAUCCGCUCUCAAAGGAUAAGUAUCCUUGACAGAAGUCCGCUUCAAUCAAAUCG